AGCUCUUCCUAGAGUUAGAUGCCUCGUGCAAGACUCUGAGAAAAUUGACAAACACUUAACUUGCAGUCAGCUGUAAAAUCAAAUGACUUCUAAGUUGCCACAUGGCACCACCACAGGAAUGAACACUGCAUGUGUCUAGCUCACUUCAGAUGUGCACCAGUAAUUUGAGCCGGCCUCUGGGCCAUGGCUCAGUCCUGCCCACAGCAUGUUUGUGUUCUUCUUCCUGUGCCCUUCAGCCUGCCCAGAGAUCCCUGCUAGACUGGUACUGAUACCCUACCUUAGCUAGUAUGAAAUAAGCUCAUGCCCAUGAACUCAUGCACAAAAGUUGCAGCUGCAGCACACACAGCUAUCUGGAACAGAGGCAGGAAUACCAUCCAUUUCCUCAAGGUUUCCUACACUCUUCUGUGGUGAAUAGUUGGGACUUGCUCUGCAAAAAUCUGGUACAUCCUGAAAGUCCAUCCUGUAUCCUAAACAAAGACAAGGCCUUGAAAAAUAAAGCAAGGCCAGAACAAAAUAAUACUGGACUACAUAAUUUAAGAAGGUCCUGAAACGUAUGAGCAGGGGGACUGACAUGAAGUCACAAAAUCAGUCUUCUAAUAUAUCCUAAUUCUGAGUCCUUUGUUGUAUAUCCUUAAUGAUUUUUUUUAAAAUCAGUUGUGUGCCUAUGAUACCUAGGUGAAUUGAAGGGUAGGGACUGAAGAGCUGACAGCUAAUGGGAAAAGAUAUAGCAGAGUUAAAUAAAUAACUUUAGAAGGCACACAGUUUAGCUAUAUACUUCGAAGAAGCUUGGUUUUGUAAAGGGCAGGAUGUGAAGGGUGAAGACCUGAAGGAGCCUCUUGGGAGAGGGGGGAAAAGUACUAAGGUAUUUUCAGCUCAAGGGAAGAAAAAUUACAGAGGUCUGAACUUUGGUUCCCAGCCCAGAAUAACUGAAAAUUAUCUCGGCAGGGUAAAGGCUGGAAUAGCCCCUGAAGAACAGACAGAAUUUCCCAGCUUUCAAUCUGUUAUUUUUAUUAUGUGUACACAUAGGCUGUAGAAGACUGCCGCUGAGAACAGAAUCCAUCUCUGGUCAUUCCCAGUGACAGCCAUCAGAAAGCAGGAGCUGCUUUUCCAAUCAAAGAAUCAUCUUGUUGUGAUACAAUGCUAAAAACAUACUGUGACGUCACUGAAGCAUCAUAUAGAAAACUUUCAGACUAGAAGUGGUCAGGAGUAUAAAGAUAGAAACAGGAGAGAACAGUCAAAUUAUUAACAACCCCUCAGAUUUCUUCUGGCAUGAUACACUUUUCUGGGCAAAACACAGCAUUGAUGCAGUACAGGAUUCCAAACAAAUUCAUUUUUUCAUCCUCUUUAUUAGAGGCAGAAUUAUUUAAUAACUUUCUUUUGAAAUAGCAAGAUCCAGCCCCAAACGCUUGAGCGCUGAGGUAUGGAGAGAUUUUCCAGGAGCCCAGUGACUCCCGCCUCAGUUGGGUGGGGCUUCAUUUUGGUCCUGGCAACAGCUCCUCAGGGGGUAGUUCUUCCCCUGCCGGCUUUCCCUAGGGUUUCAUGGCAGGGGUUAAAAUUUGAGGAGGGGUAAUCCUGCCCCUACAGGAUCGUAAUCCCCCUCAACAUACACACGGUGGCGAUUAGUUUAUAAACAGAUGGUGAUUCCGGAAGGCUGGGGGUGGUUCCCUGACCCCCGGUUUGCGAGUCUCCCACCCCCUCUCGGACUGUCGGGGCGGGGGAGUGGCUCCUGCCGCCGGCCCGAGGCGGGGGAGGAGAGGGUGGAAGAGUAGAGUCGGCGGCUCCGUAGGGAAGUCGGUCAGAAAAGACAGACACUGUUAAGGGGAAGACGUAGCACUGCAUCAUCUCUCGUCACGUGAGUAUCUCCUCCCCCGGUGGGCUUUGCUAUAAAUAGAAGAGGAAUUUCAGCACGCUCGAGCAGAACAUUUCUGUGUAAAUACACAACGUGGUUUCUCCUACGUUUUCUCUUCUAGCUGGGGCUCAGCUGAACAAGCCUUUAUCUUGAAUCCCGUCGUAAGCACCACCAUGUGGGAACCGGGCUGGACCUACCAGAGGCUGCAGCAACAGCCUGGGCGGCCCUGAGCAGAAGCGACGAGUUCUGUCCUCUUCUUUGGGAUGACUUAAAAUAAGCUGCUCUGUUAACAAGCGGUUUAUCAGUCAUGAAACGAAUUCUUCUGGUUUUUAUCCUGGCUGCUGCUGUUAUGUAUGGUAUCCUGCAUGGAAAUCUGUGGAGAAAUAACUUCUACUGGCUGCCGCCUACGGCUGUAGAGAGGAGGAAUGCAUUGGACACUUGUUUCCUGAAACCAGCAUUUGAAUCUUUACUGGGUGUUGACAAAAUAUACCCAUUCCUGUGCGCUAAUGAUUUUAUCAGAGUGGCAGAGUUCCAAGGGAGCAAUAAGUUUGAACUACCUUAUGGAAUAAAGAGAGCAGAGCAAUUUUUUCGUUUAGCCCUUUCAAGACUGCAGAACUGUGGCCUUUCCAGUGAAGAAGACAGCAUUCCUUGUCGACGGUGCAUUGUGGUUGGUAAUGGAGGAGUACUUCGAAAUAAGACAUUAGGGGAAAAAAUUGACUCGUAUGAUGUCAUAAUAAGAAUGAAUAAUGGCCCUGUGAUAGGAUACGAAGAGGAUGUUGGGAGGAGGACGACUUUCCGCCUUUCUUAUCCAGAAUCUAUCUUCUCAGAUCCCAUCCACUACGACCCGAAUACCACUGUUGUUCUCAUCGUCUUCAAACCACGGGACUUGAAGUGGCUUUGGGAGAUACUUGGUGGUCAGAAAAUAAGCGUGAAGGGCUUUUGGAAGAAACCAGCUCUGAAUAUGAUAUACAAAUCGAGUCAAAUCAGGAUUCUUGAUCCCAGCAUCACCAGGAAAACUGCUUAUGAGUGGCUUCAUUUCCCAACAAGGUUUCCUAAGAAGGAGAAACCCAAGCAUCCAACAACGGGGCUAAUUGCCAUUACACUGGCAUUUCACAUAUGCCAUGAAGUCCACCUGGCAGGCUUCAAGUAUGACUUCACUGACAGAAAUAGCUCUUUGCACUACUAUGGCAAUGAAACCAUGUCUCAGAUGAUGCAGAAUGAAUACCACAACAUCACCGCCGAGCAGAAAUUUUUGAAGAAGCUUAUAGACAAGAACUUUGUAGUCAAUUUGACGUGAAAGCUGAAUGGAAAAUACAAAGAACAAUCACUAUUUUCAAGAUUUGAAAAAUUUUUAUUUUUUGUAUGACAUUUUUAUUUUUUAAGUGCAGCAUAACUGUUUACUGUUUAAAGGAGCCCAGAAACCCCAUCAAGGCAAAAGCUUUUAACUGAGGGUAAUGGACUUCUGCAAAAAGAGUUAACUGAAUUUCUGUGAAGCUAUUUAAUAGUGGGAAAACCAUGAAACUUUCAACUGAAAGUAUCAGGGAUAUAUAAAAAUGUGAUGUACAUCACUUUAUUAUCACUGAGAACUCUUUCCAAAUGAUUAAUUCUCUGGAAUACUUUUGUUUCUGAUGUUGUCCUCCAAAAGAGUUCCACUGUCAAGAGAUUGAGAUGACCGAUGUUCGUUCAGUAGGUGAAUAUAAAGUCAUGACUGUCUGUCUUGUAUGAAAAAAACUAUGCAUCAAAAUCAUUACUGUGUGUUUUGGAGAAGGGGGAACAUACAGACUGUACAGGUUUUGUUCUGCCAUACUCCUGCGGAGAGGAUGUCCACCUUCACCCAAGCAGCCACAGCUUCUGCGCUGACCAUCAACUCUGAGCUUCUGUCUGCCUUUGCUGAAGGUGAAGACCCUUUGUCCGAUUCAUGGAGAUGUUGGUGUUGACAGUGCUUGUGUUGUACCCAUUUUAUGGAAAAAUCAUACUCUCUAUGCUGUUCAUCCAGUAAAUCUUACAGUUGCUGACUCGACUUAAAAAAGAGGGAAUAUGAAGACUGAAGAGUUGUCCAAACUACCUGUGUGUCAGCCCCCACACCACAAUAGAAACACAAGCUUGGACAGAGAUGUUCAUGCCUGAGUUUAGAGUCAAUGUUUGUUGGAGUUCUAGUUCUCCAGGACAGCAUCUCACGCAUUUUUUUGUUUGGUCCUCAAAAACAGGUGGAUUUUUCCAAAUGAGAACAAUCUCCUUCCUCAGAUGCUGUAACCAAUACAAACAAGGAAUACUCCCAUUUCUGGUAGUAGAGCAUGGUAGGGAAUAUCCAGCAUGUACCUCAGCUGAAUUAUCAUCAUUUUACCUCUUCUGUGUUGAUAUUUAAGGUUGAAGUUUGUGGAUGAAGUAAAUCAUUUAGCAGUGGGAACUUGCUCAAGAUUUUAGUUGAAACAUUUAAUGGGAUGUUUAUAUUUCCUGUAUUGGUUUGUCUCUGUGAAUAAAUUAAAUCUGCUUGGGAACACGCUUGACAGCUGUCAAAGAACAACAAUAUGCAGUUCCAGUUCUCUUCACAGGACAUCUGUAUAAAAUUUUUAUUUUAAUUAUGGCAGAAUUUCUGGAAUAUUUUGUGGUUUAUCAAUCAAACCUGAAGAAAGCACAAAUAAGUCCACUUUAAAAAGUCUUUGAAGUUGGUAGGAGUACUGUUGUUGCUUUUAAAUAAAAUUAUAUAGAGAAUACAUUUAAGAGUAAUGCAAACAAUCACAAUAUGAACAUAACGUUAUUUGCAGAAGAUGAGGCUUGCAAGAGUACUGAACACAAUUUAUUUUGCUGCAGCUAUGUAGAGGAAUUGCCAUUUUGAAUUAGGGGGAGGGCAGUGUGGUCUGGAGAGGUGCCACAGCUGAAGGGAAGGAGGCUUGUGUUUUCACCCAGUGAUUCCUGAGCUUUGGUCUGUUUCAAGCAAGCUGGACAUACCUGAAAUAACUUGAGAUGUCAGAAAAAUCUGUGGCAUGGGCUGGGGAAGGAUGCAGGUGUGUCCCAGCAAGGGGCAGGGUGUGCCAUGGUGUAUUGUCUGCUGCAUGUUGCUUGGCUGCACCUACACUCCAGCUGCGUGUAGGGUGGCAGGUGGGGGUGUGGAGGAGAGGGAGCAUGUCCCCAGGUGUUGGAACAGGUGACACUGGUGGUAGAAAUGGAGGAAAUAAUAAUUUCUUCAAGCGGCAGAAGGGCUCUUAAUUUUAUGUAUUUCCUUUAUUUUUUCCUGAGACUUUGGAGAGAUUUUUUGCUUGAAAAUCUCAAUAUAACAGGUGGGGUUUCACCUAAGAAAAUAGUGACAUUAUUAUCUUUGUGUCUCUACCAGCAUUUAUUUCUCCUGGUUAUUUAAGUUAAUUAAAGAGUUUUGUAUGUGAUUCUUCCGCUGCAGACGUACAGUGAUUUAAACUCCUGACAGUAGUAAUUCCACUGCUGUGGCAAGGCUUUUUGCAGACAUAGCAGUGUUCUCCAAGCUGUUGUUGCAGAGUAGCCCCUGGGUAGAUCUUAGACUGUGUUGAGAGCCAAGGCCAGCAGAAGUGCGGGGCUGCCCCUUCACCCUCAAAACCUGCGGUUGUUUCCAGAGCUGGGGCCCCCAGCUCUCCCAAUGGCUGUUGCUGUGGUCCAGCUGCAUCCAUGUAAUGUCUUGCAGGAUGCUGUCCAUGAGGAUUUUUUUCCAGAAGAGCUGUUGAAUAUCUUCCAGACACUGUGAGGAGAGUUCUUGUGAUGGUGGUGACUGCAUCCCUCUGCUUCUCCACCCUGGCUCCAGUUCCAGGAAGUGGGUACUGAUCUCUGCUUUUGAAGAUGUGGUUAUUUUCUCUGCUUUAUUUAAUCUCCAGAGAUACUCUUCCCACUAAUAUAAACUGAUUCCUUCUCUGAUUUUUCUAGUUUUCUGGUUUUUUUGGGAUUUGGAUUCUAGCUGUAGCAGAACAGACAAAAUAAUUGGAAAAAAUAGCAGCUUCAUGGUAAAGAAAUGGUGUCUCCCAAACUCUUUGUAGUUAAAAAAAAAUCCCUUCAGUCUUCUUCACUUUUGCCACAUCAGCUUUUUGAUCUCCCUGAAUUUUUUUAAAAAUAAUGUUUGGUGUUCUCAAGGAAUUUAAUAUGUUCUCUUCUCUACAAGCAUUUAUCCAUAUCACCUGUUUCUUUUUAUAUCCUAAUAAGCCUUCCCAUGGUAUGGCUGACUUAUUUUUCAAAUUAAGCAGUACUUCUAGGGAUAUUUUUCUCCCACUUCUGUGCUCCUGCCAGGGGUGUUGAGUUCACCACAGUUAUUGUCCCUGGGUGACUGGGUAAUGUUUUGAAUUAAACUGUUCCCUCAGGAUCAAGCCAAGAGGUGAUGCUGCUGAUAAACUAUGGGCCAUUUGUGGUGGAUUUUUUUUGGGGGGGGGGGUUGUUUGUUUUUUGUUUGUUUGGGUUUUUUGGUUUGGUUUGGUUUUUUUUGAAAUCCCAGCUUGCAGGCCCAUAGCUUUUCUCCUCUAUAAUAAGGAGUGAGCCAAGUAAUGAAUUUUUUUCCCCACAAGAUCCUGUGUACUGUUCCAGCACCUGCUUCAUGCACAUCAUUCCUGCUGCUCUGCCACGAGGACAUGUCUUGCUUUGAACUUCAUUCAGGCAGGAACACCCAUGUGUAGUGUGUUUCUCAGCAGUACUUACAGAUCAGUGUCUAUUCUGUCUGGGCACACAUUUUCACAGGUGUUUUCCAGUACUGAAGACUUAACUUACGGCUUUCAGAAUAAAAAAUAAUGCUAACACCAAAUAUUUAGAUAGUUCCUGAACCUGAGCUGCUAUUAAGACUAUUUUACCUUUUUGUCAUUUCUGAAAAUGAAAUCUGCACUGAAACUUCCCUUUAAGAGCUAUCCAGGUUUUUUUUUUAUUAUAUCAGGAGUGAAGCUGCCAGUUUUGAAUCCCAGAGUGCUGCCAGCUUUAUUUCUGUGUCUGAUAAUGGUGUAACUGUGUAAGUCCCCAGUUUCUCCUAUCAUUUUUGUAUCUGAAGUCAGAUGUUCUCCUCCCUUAUUAACUCUGUUCAUGUUCUCUGGCAGCUUCCUGAAUUUCUAGACAGCGUCACCUUACAGCAAAGGUGCUUCUGCAUUUUAUCUGCCACCCCUCUCAAAAUGCUGCACUGUCAGACAGACACAGCCCUGAAAUACCAAACUGUGUACAGAACAGGCAGGAUGACACAUGUUGGUUGAAAGCUCCAUUUGGCUCAGACUUUCAUGAGGUUUCUUUGUUGGGAAACUGUUAUUUCCUUUGCUGUAAUAAUUAAGGGAUGUUGGGAAACUGUUAUUUCCUCUGCUGUAAUAAUUAAGGGAAGUCACAGACUGCUGCACUAAAUGUGAAUCUGAGAGUGCCUAAAAGAUGUUCCUAAACAUAUUCCAGAUAUUUUCAGGGACUGUAUUGGCGAUAAUAAUUCAGAAUCACAACUUCGGUGUUUAAUCAGCAUGUGGUACUUUCUGUUUCCAAUGCCGUGCUUUCCUUUUUAGCAAUGCUCUGGGGGAGAGUAUAAAUACCUUCCCUUUUAAGUGGACUGUGGUUUUUAAGAAUAUACAAAGCUCUGCAUAUGUUUUUGGUAUUGGGAAAUACUUAUUUGCCAUUUGUCUUAAGUUUUAUAUGCCUUUAAAGUGCCACCUGUAUUUUGAAGAAUUCUUAGAGUUGUUUCAAGUGAAAUUUUGAAUGCUACAUGUGGAAGGAGAUUAUUUUCCUUUGAAUAAACUGUUAAAGACAGUG
Messenger RNA from Passer domesticus (house sparrow), 7567 nucleotides. RefSeq names its product ST3 beta-galactoside alpha-2,3-sialyltransferase 6 (gene ST3GAL6). Bases 2157 to 3146 code for a protein of 329 amino acids. The transcript is spliced from 10 exons. Lineage: Eukaryota; Metazoa; Chordata; Aves; Passeriformes; Passeridae. Gene Ontology annotation, biological process: glycolipid biosynthetic process. Gene Ontology annotation, molecular function: beta-galactoside alpha-2,3-sialyltransferase activity. The record is from RefSeq and is a predicted model, not a curated record.